This is a messenger RNA of Aspergillus campestris IBT 28561, 550 nucleotides long. RefSeq lists its product as uncharacterized. Bases 174 to 473 code for a protein of 99 amino acids. The record is from RefSeq and is a predicted model, not a curated record. Lineage: Eukaryota; Fungi; Ascomycota; Eurotiomycetes; Eurotiales; Aspergillaceae. The transcript has a single exon.
UCUAUCUAUCUAUUUCUUCCGUGUAGCCCAUACUUCCUACCUGCUUGAUUAUGGCCAAGGUAGAUAGGUACCUGUAGGCAGGCAGCUGACGAUGUAUGAUCUUGCAUUGUCACAAUCCACCAUUGACCGAUCAAUAGGGGCGUCAGCCGCACAAUUCAACCCUUGAACCCACUAUGGACCAGGUAGGUAAAUGCAGCAUGCUACCUUACACCUUACUCCCUUCGGUAGUGAGGACGGACUCCGUAGUUCAUAAUCUCCAUGCUGGGAUGAGAUGCUGCUGCCCAAUAGAAACGGAUGUUUCGCGAGUCCGUCUGCAGGUGCGGAAACUGGGGUUUGAUGGGAUUGUUGCGGUGACAAUGUCAUCCUCUUUUUGGAUUUAUUCGAUUAUUUUUAUUUUAUUUUAUUUUAUUUUAUUUUUUCAAAUUUUCUAUUCGUUUUUUUUCUUCUUCCCUCUUUUAAUGGUUUAUGCCUGAUUGUUUCUGUCAGAAAACCUGUGGUAACAGGGGCUUGCGGAUCAAAAACAACGAGUUCUUUCAAACCUCGGAGUCCC